UCAGAAAGGAUGUAACUGGUUAACUUCAGCCAUAUAUUGAGAUCCACCAUGCAAGCACUCCCCUCUACCGAAUGUAAGACUGUGUUUUUUUAAUAAACGAGCAUCUCACAAAUUCACACAUCACACAUUUAUGCCCUCUCCCUGAUGUAAAUACUUAUAAAUACUGGCGUUAUGCUGACAGGAGCGUUUCUCAAGGAGGAUUUCCCCAACCUGGAAGUUUACAAGCAGGCUCGGCAGUGUGUGUAACCCGUCUUGCCUCUACAUGCAGCAGCCUCGCCAAAGCACCCUCCCUAUCUGCCUGCCCGAGAUGUGGCACCGGCCGACACUCCUACCACAACACUUUUUCAGAGGGCGGAGGAAAACAGAGCUGCAAGACCUCAACCUGCUCUUCAGGUGCCAGCCGUGCACGCAUGUAGGGCCACCUCACUCCUCUAUCAGCCACGGUUUUGAACACAGACAGGCUGCCGCUGCCAGGGUUUUAUGGGCGAAGCGCCCUGCGUCGCUGCUCGAAGGGUGCGUGGCCUCCCCCCGGCACCUGUGGCCGAAGGCGUGACUUGGCAGCAGGUAAACGCUGCCUCUCCCCGCCUGUAACCAUAGCCCUGCGCUUGCGAGGGAAUUCGAGCCCGCGCUGCCGGCAGCAGGUGGCACGGUCCCGGUGGCCCCCGGGGCGCUCCCCGCCGCUGCGCAGCGAAGAUGGUGGAAGGAGGUUUCACCAAACUCUUCCAGAAAAGGUCAUUUUUCCGCUUUGUGCAGAAAUAUCAGCCCCUUGGGAGCGGCGAGCCGGAAGAGGAGACCCAUGAGGAGUGUGAGCUGAAAAUAAUUGAGCAGCAGGAGGAGGAGGUGACGGUUCUGCCCGCAAAAGACGCAUGUAAACGCCAUAAAGAAGACUUGGCAAAAGCUUUAAAUGUUGACUUACAAACCGGACUCUCUGAGUGUUCUGUGCUACAGCGCAGGUUAAAACAUGGCUGGAAUGAAUUUUCAGUAGAGAAUUCGGAGCCUAUAUGGAGGAAAUAUCUAGACCAGUUUAAAAAUCCCCUCAUUCUCUUGUUGCUGGCUUCCGCUUUAGUAAGCGUCAUCACGAAAGAAUACGAGGACGCCGCAAGCAUCGCCAUGGCGGUGCUCAUCGUGGUCACCGUGGCCUUCAUCCAGGAAUAUCGCUCAGAAAAAUCUCUGGAAGAGCUUAACAAGCUGGUGCCCCCCGAGUGCAACUGCCUAAGGGAAGGAAAACUGCAGCAUCUUCUAGCACGAGAGCUUGUGCCUGGAGAUAUCAUAUAUCUGUCUGUUGGCGACAGGGUUCCUGCAGACCUCAGGCUGAUAGAGGUUACAGAUCUGCUGGUGGAUGAAUCCAGUUUUACUGGAGAAGCUGAGCCUUGCAACAAGUCUGACAGUGUCUUACUGGAAGCCGGAGACAUAACCACACUGAGCAAUGUUGUUUUCAUGGGGACCCUGGUGCGAUACGGGAAGGGAAAAGGCGUAGUUAUUGGGACGGGUGAAAAUUCACAGUUUGGAGAGGUGUUCAAAAUGAUGCAAGCUGAAGAGACCCCCAAAACACCUCUCCAGAAAAGCAUGGACAGACUGGGCAAGCAACUCACUCUUUUCUCCUUCGGCAUAAUCGGUUUAAUAAUGCUUAUUGGCUGGUUACAAGGGAAGCAUCUCCUCAGCAUGUUCACGAUUGGAGUUAGCCUGGCGGUGGCCGCCAUCCCAGAGGGCCUCCCCAUCGUGGUCACCGUAACGCUGGUGCUGGGCAUUCUCCGCAUGGCUAAGAAAAGGGUGAUUGUGAAGAAGCUGCCCAUAGUAGAAACCUUAGGUUGCUGCAAUGUCAUCUGCUCAGAUAAGACAGGCACUCUGACAGCCAACGAGAUGACGGUGACUCAGCUCGUGACCUCAGAUGGGUUCCAGGCAGAGGUCAGUGGGGUGGGCUACAAUGGAGAAGGAAAUGUUUAUCUCCUGCCAUCAAAGGAGAUUCUUAAAGAAUUUUCCAACGUCUCAGUUGGGAAACUAGUGGAGGCUGGCUGCGUGGUCAAUAACGCCAUUAUCAGGAGGAACAGUGUGAUGGGACAGCCCACAGAAGGAGCUCUCAUUGCCCUUGCAAUGAAGAUGGAAUUAGCUGACAUAAAAGAUAUUUAUGUAAGAAAGAAGGAAAUUCCAUUUAGCUCUGAACAAAAGUGGAUGGCUGUGAAAUGCACGCUGAAAAAUCAGGAUCAGGAAGAUAUUUACUUUAUGAAAGGCGCAUUUGAAGAAGUGAUUCGAUAUUGCACUCUGUAUAACAGCGGUGGCAUCUCGUUAGCGCUUACACCCCAGCAGAAAGGCUUCUACCAGCAGGAAGAAAAACGAAUGGGCUCCUCAGGACUACGGGUACUUGCUUUGGCUUCAGGUCCGGAACUUGGCAAACUAACAUUUUUAGGUCUGGUUGGAAUCAUUGAUCCCCCGAGGGCUGGAGUGAGAGAAGCUGUUCAAGUCCUUUUUGAGUCUGGUGUAUCAGUAAAGAUGAUAACUGGGGAUGCCCUGGAAACUGCUGUGGCUAUAGGACAGAAUAUUGGACUCUGCAAUGGGAAGCUGAAAGCCAUGUCUGGGGAAGAGCUGGACCAACUGGCAGAGGCAGAGCUAUCAUCCACUGUCAAAAAUGUUUCCAUUUUCUUCAGAACAAGUCCAAAGCACAAACUAAAAAUCAUAAAGGCUCUGCAGAGGGCUGGUGCUGUUGUGUCAAUGACGGGAGAUGGCGUUAACGAUGCCGUGGCCCUUAAAUCGGCCAAUAUCGGGAUUGCAAUGGGACGAGCUGGUACAGACGUCAGCAAAGAGGCUGCCAACAUGAUUCUCGUGGACGACGACUUCUCAACAGUAAUGAAUGCAAUAGAAGAGGGAAAAGGAAUAUUUUACAACAUAAAAAAUUUUGUCCGGUUCCAGUUGAGCACGAGCAUUUCAGCGCUGAGCCUAAUUACUCUGUCAACAGUGCUCAACCUACCAAAUCCACUCAAUGCUAUGCAGAUCCUAUGGAUCAACAUCAUCAUGGACGGGCCGCCAGCCCAGAGCUUGGGAGUUGAACCUGUUGAUAGAGAUACUAUCAAACAGCCACCCCGACGUAUCACGGACACUAUACUCAGCAAAUCAUUGAUCUUGAAAAUCUUCAUGUCAGCUAUAAUUAUCAUCAGUGGAACCCUCUUUGUCUUCUGGAAGGAGAAUCCAAAAAGUGGCAUAACUCCUCGAACCACAACAAUGACUUUUACCUGUUUUGUGUUUUUUGACCUCUUCAAUGCCCUGACCUGCCGCUCUCAGACAAAGUUGGUAUUUGAAAUAGGCUUUUUUCGAAACCGCAUGUUCUUGUAUUCUGUGCUUGGGUCAUUUUUGGGACAGCUGGCUGUUAUAUACGUCCGUCCAUUACAAAAGAUCUUCCAGACAGAGAAUUUAGGAGUGCUAGACCUGCUGUUUCUGACUGGCCUGGCUUCCUCCGUUUUCAUUGUGUCCGAGUUCGUCAAACUCUGUGAAAAACGCUGCUGCCGACCGAAGCACACAAAGGGGUGUCAGAACUGAUGUGACCUUCCUCUAAAGAUGUACUUGGGACGGAGCUGUGAUGAUUGAUAAUGCAAAUGCACUGUCUUCUGAUGCCGCACAUCCUUUCUGAAGAUACUCACGUGAAGCUGUACUGACAGCCCUUCCUACUCCAGAGUCUGUUCCUCCUACGUGCUCUGCCUGAACUGUCUACAGAAGCCUCUGGAGCGGCUCCUGUUUUAAAC
Messenger RNA from Phalacrocorax carbo (great cormorant), 3731 nucleotides. The record is from RefSeq and is a predicted model, not a curated record. Lineage: Eukaryota; Metazoa; Chordata; Aves; Suliformes; Phalacrocoracidae.